AAAAAAAAUAAUAAUAAUAAUAAAACAGAAAAUUAGUGAUUUUAUUCCAUUAAAAUAAUAUUUUGAAUAUUUCUAUUAUUUAUUCAAAUACUACCUAUGAAAAUAUAUUAUAUUAACAGUAUUACUAUCAUAGUUCAUAAAAUUAAAGUGAAAAAUAAAAAAACACAUGCAUAUAACAAUGGACACAGAGCGUACCUAUAGCGAUCACAAAUUAUACAAACAACUGAAUGGGAGCAUGACAGUAUAAUUACUUUUUCUUCGCUGUUUGGGUGUUUAAUAAAUAUAUAAUCAUACCGUACAACAUUUAACGAUGAAACAGUUUCGAAGUUUCGCCUUCAGUCAGAAUCAUGAAGACUCAUGUUAUCAUUGCCAUUUAUUUAUCUUGCUUCAGUAUGUCCAGUGUGCGGACUAAUGUCGUUGACAUUAAUUCAAUACCAAUGACGCUUUACAAUGCUACCGCUUAUAUUAUGAGACACCAAAGAAAUCUUGACAUAGAAUUUAUCAAGUCUACUGGUAAUGAAGUGGAUAUGAAUAUUAGCGAAAGCGUUGAGACUGAUAAAAGUCCUUUAGUGCUGACUACUGAAGUAUGCAACCCAUCAAAGUGUCAAGCAGGCAAAAUGCAAGGACUUUGCGUUACAGCUGAAACUUGUUUUGAAAAAGGGGGCCAAAGUGGGAUCCCGUGUGAUGGGUCGAAUAAUCUUAUUUGCUGUACAUAUUUAUUGAUGUGCGGAGACGUGUCCGGUGAAAAAAUUACAUACUUACAGUCACCUGAAAAUAUCAAAAUGGACACGGGUAGUUUGGCUUGUGAUUACGAUAUUAUCAUACAAAAAGACACAUGUGGGAUUCGUGUGGAAUACGAGCACGUGAACUUGGCCCGCAAAAUUGGUGGGGUAUGCGAUAUUGACCAACUUUAUAUACUGAAUUCAAACGACGGUCCAACAACAGGUCAAUGUGGGCCACUGACCGGCUAUAGCACUGUGGUAGCAGUUAAACCAAGUCAAGAAAAACCUUUGAAAAUCGCUUUAAUCGUUCAAAGCGAACCAACCAAUUUUUGGUUAAUAAAAAUAUCCCAAAUUGGAUGCUCUGAGAUUCAGCAAUUCAAAGAAAACGUGGAUUGCGGUUUGUCUAGUGACGACUCUUCGCAUUUUACUCCAUCGUCCAUAAGUCGUUCUGGCGACGAAGAUACUAGUGGUAUAAAUAGUGAUGCUCGGUUUAAACGAACGGCAAAGCGCAAUGCUGAUUUCGGCAAAGUCUGGUGGAGUUAUCCUGAACCUAUUUUGAACACUUAUUAUUACCGGAGUACAAAAGCCCAUUUGCGACAAGAAUACAGCGGAAUGGCAGUCGACAGUGCUAUUCCUAUUAGCCAAAAUCGAAGAAUCAUCGGUGGAAUGGAUGCAGAGGUAGGCGAAUAUCCUUGGCUCGCAGCUAUUGCUAUGGAUGGUCUUUUCUUUUGCGGCGGUGCUUUGAUCAAUGACAGAUACGUUCUCACCGCUGCUCAUUGUAUAAUGACGAGAGACACGCCCAUUGACAGCCUCAUGGUUCAUUUGGGUGAUAAUGACUUGACUACAGACAAUGAAACAGAACAUCAAGUAAGAUCUGUUUCUCAGGUUAUAUUUCAUUCACACUUCCAUCCAUUUCUGUUGGCUAAUGAUAUUGCGCUGCUUCGACUCAACAUCCCCGCCAAUUUAAAUAACAAUGUGCAACCUGUGUGCUUGCCUUCUGGAAAUGGAGGAGACUCAUUGGUUGGUCAAAAGAGUUCAGUAAUCGGAUGGGGAAUUACUUCAUUUCCCAUGGGUGAUCCUAGUCCAAUACUCCAAAAGCUUACCGUUGAAGUACUGUCAAAUUUUCAAUGUGCUCGGCUGAUCGGCGAUCACGUGGGAUUAGGUAUGCUUUGUGCAGCGGCUCCUUCUCUACAAGGAACAUGCUUUGGUGACAGUGGUGGUCCUUUGACUUUUCAACGGGACACAGGUCAAAACGUUCUCAUCGGUGUGGUGAGUUACGGUGUCACUGGUUGUGCUAUUAGACCAGCUUUCCCAGAUCUUUAUACGAGAAUAUCAGAAUACAUCAAGUGGAUUGAUGUAAGUUUAUCGGUUUAACAUUUAUUAUGAUCUGAGACAAACAUAAUUUAAUUUAUCAAGUCAUUAAAUGUUACAAAUGUGUAUGAUAAAAUAAUCGUAAAAAUCAAAAAUUUUAUUAAAUGUAUAAUUUAUCUGAAACUUACAUGUCUAUAUUCCGUAAUGAAAUUUAUAUACAAAUAAACCAUAUCACUACUGUGAAUACAUAG
This is a messenger RNA of Daktulosphaira vitifoliae (grape phylloxera), 2284 nucleotides long. RefSeq names its product phenoloxidase-activating factor 3-like. Bases 348 to 2096 code for a protein of 582 amino acids. The transcript is spliced from 10 exons. The record is from RefSeq and is a predicted model, not a curated record. Gene Ontology annotation, molecular function: serine-type endopeptidase activity. NCBI's taxonomy places the organism in Eukaryota, Metazoa, Arthropoda, Insecta, Hemiptera, Phylloxeridae. Gene Ontology annotation, biological process: proteolysis.